AUGACUAGCAACAUGCAGGAAUAUGCAGUUAGAAAUAACUCCUACACAGACUUCAUCCUAACUGGCUUCUCAGGACCAAAAGAAUGGAGGCAACUUCUCUUCAUCCCGUUUUUCCUCAUGUUCUUCAUAUCUGUCGCCGCAAACUCUGCCCUUAUGUGUGUUAUUGGAUCACACAGGACUUUACAUUCUCCAAUGUAUCUGCUAAUAUCUGCGUUGGCCUUUGUUGACCUCAGUGUUAUGAUCUUCUGCGUUCCGAGCAUGCUCUUAAGCCUUCUGCUCAACUGGAACCAUAUAUCUCUGUUGGGUUGCCUGGUUCAAAUGUUCUUUGUUCACAUAGCUGGAGCCUUCCAGUCUACCAUUUUGCUGUGGAUGGCACUGGAUCGAUACUUUGCCAUCUGCACUCCACUUCAUUACAAUGAACACAUGGCUUUUUCUGCUUUCCUGAAGUUUUUCAUUGUUCCUGUGCUGAGGAACACAAUUUUGAUUUCAGCAGUUGUAGGCCUGGCUGGCACCCUGCCAUACUGUCAGUCCAAUGAGAUUGACCACUGUUAUUGUGAGCACAUGGCACUGGUCACGCUGGCCUGUGGUCCCAUAUAUGUCAACAAUGCUGUAGGACUGAUUACAGCUUUCUGCAUCCCAGCAGUUGACUUCAUUUUAAUUAUCACCUCAUAUGUCAAAAUAUUUGUCUCUGUUUUCAAGUCAGGCAAGUCCAGCCAGAAAGCUCUGAGCACCUGCAUCACUCAUAUUAUUGUCAUAAGUAUGAGUUUAUUUUUUGCCUUAACAUCAUUUCUUUCAUACAGGAUAAAGAAUACCAUUUCACCUAAUAGUCGCACUGCAAUAAGUAUUACAUAUUUGCUUGUACCUGGCUGUUUUAACCCUAUUAUUUAUGGUAUCAGAACAAAAGAAAUAAGGCAACAAGUUAUGAAAAAAAUCGUAAAUGUGAAAAAAAUCAUACCACAACAUUAA
Messenger RNA from Scleropages formosus (Asian bonytongue), 966 nucleotides. Its product is annotated as olfactory receptor 52K1-like. Gene Ontology annotation, biological process: G protein-coupled receptor signaling pathway. Gene Ontology annotation, cellular component: plasma membrane. NCBI's taxonomy places the organism in Eukaryota, Metazoa, Chordata, Actinopteri, Osteoglossiformes, Osteoglossidae. The record is from RefSeq and is a predicted model, not a curated record. Gene Ontology annotation, molecular function: G protein-coupled receptor activity; olfactory receptor activity. The transcript has 2 exons. Bases 1 to 966 code for a protein of 321 amino acids.